Molecule: messenger RNA, 2019 nt
Organism: Protomyces lactucae-debilis
Lineage: Eukaryota; Fungi; Ascomycota; Taphrinomycetes; Taphrinales; Protomycetaceae
Product: SDA1-domain-containing protein
Exons: 1
Biological process (GO): ribosomal large subunit export from nucleus; ribosomal large subunit biogenesis
Cellular component (GO): nucleolus
Source: RefSeq, a predicted model, not a curated record
GCGGCCGUGCUCCCAACUAACCUCCUAUCCCUGCAGAACCUCCUCAAACGAGACCCGCCAUCAUACAAGGAAGAGUUUCUGCAGCAACUCAACCACUAUACAACGACACUGGAGAUCUUCAAGCAGAGUCCCGCGCAGCCCAAUCACAAGUUUGGCGAGCUCAUCACGUUCAUUGCGCAGGUGAGUAUUUGUUUUCCUGCAGAGACGGCUGUGUUUCCGGAUGACUUGGCGUACCUCCUCACAAAGCACCAUGCCGUCCUCGACCCAGACUUGCGGGAAAAGAUUGUACAAAAUCUAGUUCUGUUGCGCAACAAGGGUGUCAUCUCCUCCAUCAGUCUCAUCAAGACCUUCAUUCCGAUUCUAUCCGCAUCCAAUAGCAAAGCACUCCGCGCGCAAAUUUAUGAAGCCAUUCUAUCCGCCAUCAAAACAGAGAAUGCAAAAGCCAAGAAUGCCUCCCUCAACAAGACGGUGCAGUCCAUUCUCUUCGAUAUGGUCAAUCACGAGAGUAGUGGCGUAUGGGCCAUUCGUCUGACAAAAGAGCUCUGGGCGAAGAAUAUCUGGAGUGGUGAUGCACGCGUUGCAGAGAUUUGCAAGAUUGCAGCAUUGAGUUUGCAUACAAAAGUCAUGCUCGGUGGCCUUUACUUCUUUAUGGGCGUUGAGCAAGAAGAGGAAGACAGCGAUGAGGAAGGUCCUGAUUUGCGACAAAUGCAGCAUGCAGCCGGUGUAAACAAAACGUCCAAAGCACGCGCGCAAAAGGUACGCAAAGCCAUCGUUGCGGAAAAUAAGCGCAAGAAGCAGCCUAAGCAAGGAUCGGUCAACUUUUCAGCAUUGCAGAUAUUGCAUGACCCACAAUCAUUUGCAGAGAAGCUCUACUCUGUUCAUCUCGCAUCGAAGCGGCCGCUUUCCUUUGAUCACAAGAUGCUCGUCAUGGCAUUACUGUCAAGACUGCUUGGCUACCACAAGCUGACUGUCUUGCCAUUCUACUCUUUUCUCUCCAAAUGGAUCAGUCCGCAUCAACGCGACGUCACCAAGAUCCUCGCAUCGCUGGCCGGUGCCGUGCAUGAAUUUGUUCCACCAGAAAUCAUCUCACCGAGCAUCAAAAAGAUUGCCAAUGAGUUUGUCACGACGGGUGUGUCGCCUGAAGUUGUCUGUGCAGGAUUGAAUUCCAUUCGAGAGAUUUGUUCGAGAAAUCCACUUGCUAUGGAUGAGACGUUGUUGCAGGAUUUGACAGAGUAUAAAGGUUCGAAGGAUAAAGGUGUCAUGAUGGCUUCCCGAUCGCUCAUCACGCUCUAUCGUGAUGUGGCGCCUGAGAUGCUUGCAAAGAAGGAUCGUGGGAAGAGUGCAUCGAUUGGUUUGGCGGCUGGUACGAGUGAAGGGACGCAAUUCGGCGUUGAGCGAAACGUCACGCGUGGUAUUGAUGGACUUGAAUUGCUGGAAGAACACUAUGCGCAUGAAGAACCAGAAGAUGCGUGGGAUGACUUUGAAGUUGAAUCAGAGGAAGAUGAGGCAGAUGGCGGUUGGAUCAAUGUUGAGUCGGACGGCGAGAUUGAUUUCUCCUCAGAUGACGACGAGGAGAAGGAGAAGCCCGUGCCAGUGCCAAAGCCAGUUGGUGAGAGUAUUGCGAGUCAACGCAUCUUGACACCAGCCGAUUUUAAGAAACUCGCUGAAUUACGAGCGGCAGCACCUGGCAAGCAAACCCAUCAUUCACUCAGCGUCAAGCGGAAAGAAGAUGAAGACGACUUUAUCGAUGCUGCACAAAUUGAAGGUCCACGGAAACGCAUCAAGGCUGAUCGCGAGGGUCGUAUGGCAACUGUGCUCGAAGGUCGUGAGGGUCGUGAAAAGUUUGGCUCCAGGAAGGGUGGUCGUACAGAGGAAGGCCGGUCGACCACCAAUAAGGAGAAGGCGCGCAAGAAGAAUUUCCUCAUGGUCAAGCAUCGCAAGGAUAUCCAGGGCAAGAGUAUGAAGAAGUUGACCAUCAAGCGAAAGGAGCUCAAGGCGCAUAUCGAGCGUGGCAAACGU